Erythranthe guttata (spotted monkey flower) is the source of this 949-nucleotide messenger RNA. Its product is annotated as putative glutathione S-transferase. Lineage: Eukaryota; Viridiplantae; Streptophyta; Magnoliopsida; Lamiales; Phrymaceae. Gene Ontology annotation, biological process: glutathione metabolic process. Gene Ontology annotation, cellular component: cytoplasm. The record is from RefSeq and is a predicted model, not a curated record. Gene Ontology annotation, molecular function: glutathione transferase activity.
CACCUCUCUCCCUCUUUAAAGACGAAAAAAACACAAGUGCCUUUCUCGUACACACUGUUAAAACACACACACACACACACACACACUGUUUCUCUCUCUCUCCUCACAAACAGUCAGAGAGAAAUUAGAAAUGGCGGAAGAGGUGAUUAUUCUGUUGGAUGUUCAUGUAAGCAUGUUCGGGAUGAGGGCUAGAGUCGCUUUAGCUGAAAAGGGGGUUCAGUACGAGUACAGGGAGGAGAAUUUGGCUGCUAAAAGCCCUCUUUUGCGCCAGAUGAACCCGGUUCACACUAAAAUUCCGGUCUUGAUUCACAACGGCAAACCCAUUUGCGAGUCCCUUAUUAUUGUUCAGUACAUAGACGAUGUCUGGAGGAACGAUAAUAAUUGUAAUAAUAACAACCCCCCCUUGUUGUCUUCCGACCCUUACCAGAGAGCUCAAGCUAGGUUUUGGGCUGAUUUCAUUGAUAAAAAGAUAUUUGAUGCUGGAAGAAGAAUAUGGACAAAGAAAGGAGAAGAGCAAGAAGCGGCCAAGAAAGAAGUCAUCGACGCACUUGUGUUGCUGGAAGGGGAAUUAGGGGACAAGCCUUACUUUGGCGGUGACAGCUUCGGUUUUCUCGAUGUCGCCUUAAUUACUUACUACUGUUGGUUCGAUACCUGGGAGACUUGUGGCGAUUUCAAGAUCGAACAACAUUGCCCUAAAUUGAUUGUGUGGGCGAAGAAGUGCAUGGAAAGAGAGAGUGUCUCGAAAUCUUUGGCUGAUCCUAAGGAGGUUUAUGAAUUCGUGUUGAUGCUCAAGAAAAAGUACGGCAUCGAGUAGUCGGAUUUAGCAAGGUUUGUUGGUUUAUAAUUUGUCGUUGGUUGUUUAAUCCCGUUUCGACCGUAUCUUUUCAAUGUUGUGGACUAUGUUGCAAUAAUAGUAAUAAAAAAGUAUAUUGAUUGUUGAUUCUUACUU